UGUUCAUUGAGGAAGUAAUGGAACUAGUGGAGCUCAAUCCAUUGAGAAACUCUUUGGUUGGUUUGCCUGGCGUGAACGGUCUUUCAACCGAACAACGUAAGAGGCUAACUAUAGCAGUUGAGUUAGUUGCCAACCCUUCCAUAAUUUUCAUGGAUGAGCCUACAUCUGGUUUAGAUGCUAGAGCUGCUGCAAUUGUUAUGCGAACCGUUAGAAACACAGUUGACACAGGAAGAACAGUUGUUUGCACCAUUCAUCAACCAAGUAUCGACAUAUUCGAAGCUUUUGACGAGUUAUUCCUGAUGAAGCGCGGAGGACAAGAAGUAUACGUUGGGCCGUUGGGUCGUCAUUCGAGUCAACUGAUCAAGUAUUUUGAGAGCAUUGAAGGGGUUAGUAAAAUCAAAGAUGGCUAUAAUCCAGCAACAUAGAUGUUGGAAGUUACGAGUUCGGCGCAAGAACUUACUUUAGGUGUUGAUUUUAAUGAUACAUACAAAAACUCUGAGUUGUUUAGAAGAAACAAGCAACUUAUAGAAGAAUUAGGCAAACCUGCUUAUGGUUCAAAGGAUCUUCAUUUCUCCACCCAAUACUCACAGUCAUUUUCGGUCCAAUGCUUGGCUUGCUUAUGGAAACAACAUUGGUCGUAUUGGCGCAAUCCGCCAUAUACUGCUGUGAGGUUCUUCUUCACUACUUUCAUAGGCUUGAUGUUUGGAACAAUAUUCUGGGAUCUUGGCAGGAAAUACUCAAAUAGACAAGAUCUGUUUAAUGCGUUCGGUUCGAUGUAUACUGCUGUUCUCUUCCUUGGGGUCCAGAAUUCAUCGGCUGUACAACCCGUGGUAGCCGUUGAAAGAUCUGUCUUCUAUAGAGAAAGAGCUGCUGGAAUGUAUUCUGCCUUGCCCUAUGCAUUCGCACAGGUUAUAAUAGAACUACCUUAUGUUUUUAUCCAAGCUAUAUCAUAUGGUGUGAUAGUUUAUGCGAUGAUUGGAUUUGAUUGGACUCUAGAGAAAUUCUUUUGGUACAUAUUUUUCAUGUACUUUACAUUGUGCUACUUCACCUUCUAUGGAAUGAUGGCAGUAGCAAUAACUCCAAAUCACCAUGUCGCGUCAAUCGUGGCUUCUGCAUUCUAUGCGAUUUGGAAUCUCUUUUCAGGAUUCGUCGUUCCACGACCGGUAAGUGUAACACGGAUGACCAACCUUAAAUGUAUUUAUUUGAUGUACAUACAAUGUUCUAAGUUUUUACGACGAUGACAGAUGAUUCCGGUGUGGUGGAGAUGGUACUAUUGGGCAUGUCCUGUGGCUUGGACUAUAUAUGGAUUGAUAGCAUCACAAUUUGGAGAUAUAAACAUCAUGAUGGAAUCAGAAAAUGAAACAGUUCAAGAAUUCAUAACAAGUUACUUUGGUAUCAAGCAUGAUUUCAUAGGUGUUUGUGCAGCUGUUGUUGUUGGGACAGGAGUGCUCUUUGCAUGUAUUUUUGCUGUCUCAAUCAAACUCUUCAACUUCCAAAGACGGUAGAUUAGGCGCCAAUUUUGAUGGAUUCUCUUCACUUUCAAAUUUUUGUACAUGAUUACUAUGUAUAUUUAUACUCUUCUCGUUCAUUUUAAAUAUUAUCUAACGGAGAAUUUUUA
This is a messenger RNA of Lathyrus oleraceus (garden pea), 1618 nucleotides long. RefSeq names its product pleiotropic drug resistance protein 1. Bases 426 to 1241 code for a protein of 271 amino acids. Lineage: Eukaryota; Viridiplantae; Streptophyta; Magnoliopsida; Fabales; Fabaceae. Gene Ontology annotation, cellular component: membrane. Gene Ontology annotation, molecular function: ABC-type transporter activity. The transcript has 4 exons. The record is from RefSeq and is a predicted model, not a curated record.